This is a messenger RNA of Aplysia californica (California sea hare), 1762 nucleotides long. RefSeq names its product beta-1,3-galactosyltransferase 5. The coding region runs from base 544 to 1755 and encodes 403 amino acids. Lineage: Eukaryota; Metazoa; Mollusca; Gastropoda; Aplysiida; Aplysiidae. Gene Ontology annotation, molecular function: hexosyltransferase activity. The transcript is spliced from 2 exons. Gene Ontology annotation, cellular component: membrane. The record is from RefSeq and is a predicted model, not a curated record.
UUGUAUUUGUGUCUCUAUUUUCAGCAUCCGCACCACAAACUGCCACCUGGAGCCCCGUGACAAGCCCCAAGGGAGCUCCCCGAGACAGCUGCUGCAUGCCCCGACCCCACCCGCUAAAAUACUCACCACAGAGUUAGGAAAAUGACAGACGAGGAAGUGAGAGUUUGGAGAUAGCUACAGCCUUUUGGCCAGAGUCCAUUUUCUCUCCAUCGGUCUGGAACCUUUAAGCAUAGGACCGAAAUGUAAGAGAGCAGUCUCCCGAGGAAAUGGUAUUGCGACCGUUACGUCUCUAUACUCGUGAGCGCCAGGUCAGUGAGUGUUACGGGCGAGUGGUCUACGAACUACAAGGUAGGGCUUCGUGCGUUGGAUUUUCUUGCUGAUCUCUGACACAAAUGAGCGUUUUUGUUGUAAACAUACUAUUCUUUUAAAAUAAACCUGAAUUUAUUUUUUUUUUUUGCUUCGCUGAAAAUCAGAUCAAAUGGUAUUCUCCUUUGCAGGAGGCGUUUCUUCGAGAUUAGGCAAGGUUUAGAAAUUGAAUUUACGAUGCAUAAAAUGAAGGCAGGUCAUCGCACAUCCCUGCUAUCAGUGCAUGGGAAAAUUGUGACAUGGAAACGUCGACACUUCAAAAAGUUGGUUACUUUCGUCUUGGCUCUCAUCACGAUCUUCUUCGUCUUGAAGAUUCAGAGCCUCAUUCACAACUUGAGCCAGGAGGAGCAACUUGCGAACAACAUGGAACUGACGUGGACAUUUUCCAAGAUGGGAAAGGCUAAGCCACUAAGCGACAAAGACACGGCGCUGGCUCGUAAUCAAUUCGCCAAGCUGGGGAUUUCCAUGAUAAAACUCACUCACAUGACCUUGAAGGGCUCCAGACAAGAGCAGGACGCGAAUUCCAGAUCUAUAGAUGGUCAGAUAUCUUCAGACCCAAAGAUCAGUGAUAUUCUCAAAGGUUCUUCUCCCUCCACAGAUCCAGACAAUGUGGGUUUAUUUCUCGCUAUUUUGGUAGUUUCUCGGCCAAACAACGUUCUGUUCAGACAGGCCGUUCGGAAAACGUGGGGGCUCAACCUCAGCGAGAUGGGAGCAACGGUUCAGUUCUUGGUGGGGCGAGAUGAGCACUGGGAUGACAUCGUUGACAGAGAAUCUAGGAUGCAUAAUGAUCUCGUCAUUAUAGAAGAGCAGGACACCUACGAAUACUUACCUAACAAAGUCUUAGAAGGAUUUGUUUGGGCUUUGCGGCAAGCGCCCAAACCGAAAUUUGUUAUGAAAGUCGAUGAUGACACAAUACUCAACGUACCUUAUCUGAUCCAAGAACUGCGCUCCAAUGUGAUAAAUUCCUCACAAAUUCUGGGAGCUGUGUGUGUGAACUCAUCGGUCAUACGAGACUUCGGUGACAAGUGGUCUGUGAGUUUCUUGGAUUUUCCUUUCCCCACGUAUCCGCCGUAUGUAUUUGGGGGCGCUUACGUGAUGUCCCUCUCAGCUGCUUCCUGUAUUAUGCAAGCUCGAGCCAAGACUUUUGAUUGGCUGCAGCUAGAAGACGUCUACGUCACGGGACUGCUUGCCGGGAAGUGUGGCAUUACGCCCCGAGGACACCCGGCAUUUUCACACUGGAGCGACUCAAAAGCUUCUGCUUGCGAUUUUGUUCUGAAUUUAAGGAUUUCGAGCGUAAACCACACAGAACACGAGUUUUUCCAGAUCUAUUCGGAUAUCCAAGAACUGCUGCGCUCCAAGAAUAUUACACGUUGUAAUACAGCUUUGUAGACAAUGA